Messenger RNA from Lagopus muta (rock ptarmigan), 4156 nucleotides. RefSeq names its product regulator of G protein signaling 17 (gene RGS17). The record is from RefSeq and is a predicted model, not a curated record. The transcript is spliced from 5 exons. Lineage: Eukaryota; Metazoa; Chordata; Aves; Galliformes; Phasianidae. Bases 207 to 839 code for a protein of 210 amino acids.
CUCUCUCCCGCCCUUCCUCCCUCCAGCCGCCCUCCUCCCCGCCCGCCGCCGUCUCCGCUCCGUGCCGGCUGUGGGUGCUGAAGUUGGGCGGAUGGCAACAGCCCUGCUCCGCUAGAGACGAAUCGCCGCAGCCCUUCUCGGGAUCGCUGAGCGCCAACUGCACGCAGCCGGGCGGGGGUGGCCGCUUGGGCACUGAAGUAGCUGAAAUGAGAAAGAGGCAGCAGACACAAAAUGAAGGAACAUCAGCUGUGUCUCAAGCACCUGGAAACCAAAGGCCCAACAACACAUGUUGCUUUUGUUGGUGCUGUUGCUGCAGCUGUUCAUGCCUCACUGUUAGGAAUGAAGAUAGAGGAGACAAUGCAGGAAGGCCAACACAUACAACCAAAAUGGAAAGCAUCCAAGUUAUUGAAGAAUGCCAAAACCCUACUGCAGAUGAAAUUUUGUCUUGGGCUCAGAAUUUUGACAAGAUGAUGAAAACACCAGCUGGGAGGAACCUUUUUAGAGAGUUUCUUCGAACAGAGUAUAGUGAAGAGAACCUGCUUUUCUGGCUUGCAUGUGAAGAUCUAAAGAAGGAACAGAACAAGAAAGUUAUUGAAGAAAAAGCAAGACUUAUAUAUGAAGAUUACAUUUCUAUACUUUCACCAAAAGAGGUUAGUCUUGACUCCCGGGUGAGAGAAGUGAUCAACAGAAACUUGCUGGAUCCCAGUCCUCAUAUGUAUGAAGAUGCCCAACUCCAGAUAUACACCUUAAUGCAUAGAGACUCUUUCCCAAGGUUCUUGAACUCUCAAAUUUAUAAGUCUCUUGUUGAAAGUAUUACAGGCUCUACUUCUGAAACUUAGUUUUAAUUUUAAUUUUAAAAUAAAAUAACUUGAUCUUUUCGGGGGUGGGCGGGACAGAAGAAAAGUAGUUUAUUAACAUCUGGAGCUGGGUUCCUGGAGAACUACACUUUAGCUCUACUCAGGCUACUGUGAAGAAAACAAAUACAUACUAUGGUCUCUGUCUACGUUUUUACCAAGGUCCUCCUUGCCUGAAAUAGCAUGGGAGGCAAACAACAGAUUUGCCAAAAUACAUUUGUUUCACAACCCUUUCACCCAACUGCAGUCAAGAUUGCAAUGAUGUAUUUGUAGUUUUAUGAACAGUCUCCUUGUGUAUCCUCACACUGCAUGUGCAAGGUAAAACUGCUUCACUUACCACUUAGUUGUUGCAAUAUUUAAUCCAAUAACGUAAAUUAUAUCUGUAUUUAAGAACUUUUUUGUGCAAUACAGUCUAAUGGUACAUAGAAACAACUGCAGCAAACCAGAAAGAGGCUUGCAUUUUUUAACAUCACUAACUGAAAAAAGCCAAUUUUUAAGGUGUAGCAUUACUCAACAUGCUCUACUGAGUACAAUACACUGACUUUUCGAAGCCAAUAUUUCUGUAUAGAAAAAGAAAGAGCUAUUUAUCACUGUUUAUUUAAAAUAAAUCACAUGGAGGAUUCCUCUGGUUGUUCACUGCCAAAACUGUGGCAUUUUCAUUACAGAGUUUGCAAUGUCAAAAAAAAAAAAAAAAAAAAAAAAAAAAGCACAAACCACUAAAAGGGAUCCGUAUCUGGGUGACACAAUCUAUGCGCUGAUAUUGUUUAAUUGUUAAAAGAACAAAGAUUUUCAAUGUACAUUUCAGAUGUCAGAUACUGUAAUUGAUUUAUUAAAGACUGGCUAUCCAGUUCUAACACUGUUGUAUAAUGUUAUGUACUUCAGCAAAAAAAAAAAAAAAAGAAAAAAGAAAAAAGAAAACAAAAAGAACAAACACAGAAAGCUUGAUAAUUUAGUUUUUUUUUUUUAAUAAAGAAAUUUAAUAAAAAAUUGCCUACAUGUAGCAUUUUAGAGCAUUUUAGAACAUUUUGAUGAAUUGCAUUUGUCCUGUAAGAUUCUUUUUUUCUUUCUUUCUUUUUUUUUUUUUUAAGGCUAAAUCCAGUCAAAAAAUGUUUUUAAGCAAAGUAAUGUUUUACAAGGUGGUCGGUUAAAGAAGACUUAGCUUCUGGCCUCAUUGAUUUUCCUUGAGAACAAGGAGUUUGGAAUAUAAUAUUAAACCAAAUUUCAAGGGCUCCUAAAUCUGCAGUUCUUACCCAAGCAAAAUGCCUACUGAAACUCAAUGGGUAUCUUUCCUGGGUAGAGAGUCCUGUAUUGAGCCCUAAAUGAGAGCUAAUGCAGCGCAGUUCUCCAAUCACUUUUCUGCUAUGGUGGUUUUAGUGUUUGCUUGGCCUUUUUAUCCAAAAAUGUCCAAUUUUAGGAUGCAUUUUGAUGUUUAAAGAGAGAGUGACUUGGAACUUAAAAAAACCAACAUCGUCAUACCUACCAUAUAUGAGACAAAUGAGUGUUCACAUCCCUCACAAACUGCUAAAGAUAAACCAUGAGAUUGUUUUGAACGCUAGUUAAAUAUAUAUAUGUAUGUAUGUUUGUAUAUAUAUAUAUUUAACACUGUCAGCUCUGGUCUUGUACUAAUACUUUAGAGGCAAGGUUCUUCUCACUUUCCUAGGACUAAACACAACAUACUCCCAUUGCUUUUGAUGGGUCCAAAAGGUCUUACAGUUGUGUAACUAAGUGGAAUCUAGCCCCAGCAAACUUGGCUCCAACCAGCAAGCUACUCCUUGGUGCCAGCUCUUGCUGAAAUCGCUGCUACCGAGGCUGCUCUGGCUCUACACAGUAGCUGGUAGGAAACAGGUGUUAGUUUAUUUCCUGGGGCUUAUUUUUUCCUUUAUUUUACUACCUCUCUCUCUCUCUCUUUUUUUUCCUCUUAAUUUAUUGAACAUGCUUCAAAUAGCAAGUUGGGGAAUUUUUUAGUCAUUCUUUUUACUUGAAACCUGUGUACUUUUUUUGGAUAUAUAAGAACAAUUUAACAAACUGUUUCUUAAACUCAUUUGGUUUUGUAAUUUAUAUAGAAUUCAGGAGAUGAUUAAAAGGGCUAUUCUCUAUUCCCUAUGCAACUAUUUUAACUGUUGUAGUGUUUGACAGAAUGGGAUCUAAAAAAAAAAAAUCUACAAAGUGGAAAACAAAUCUGUUUACAGUGGCGUUGCUGACUAUCCUACCAUAUUCAGCACUUUUAAAUAUUGUUAUUUAUGAAAAAUGUAGUUUAAAAUGCAAGACAAAGUAUUUAUAAAUGUUUCUUUUAAUAAAUAACUGUUUUGUCUGAAAGUGUUAUUGUGUUAUGACAACUUUAUUCAUGUUGGUUAGUUACUUACCAUUAUGAAUAAAAUAUUCAAUUAUUAUACUGAUAGAGUAAUAGCUAUGAUGUUUACAAAUCCUGAGGGGGGAGAAGUCAGUGAGAAAGGACUGCCUCCUUCUACUGUGAAAUACUGUUAGAAGAAUGAUUUUUUCUGGCUUUUUUUCUUAACUGGAAUUUAACUAUGGUCCUACAUAUGUCUAGUAUCAUUUAAUACCAGUUAUAUUUACUAUGAUACUAAACAUAUACAGCAUCAUAUAUGUAUAUACUUACAUAGUGUAAUUUCAAGUUGGUUGGUGUUUGAGGCACAAACAUUUGGUUCACACAUCUAAACAAUGUGUAAGACAAAACUGCAUGCAAAAGCCUUUACGAAUGUAGACUUACAUAUUCUUAAUGUUACUAUUUGAUGGUGACCUGCUAGUCAUAAUCUAUCUUUAUAAGAUAUUUCACAUAGGGUAGAAGUUCUUGUCAGAAAAGACAAGUCAUCCUUUCAAGGACAUUUUUAAAGCUAACUGUGUGGGCCCUAAAAUAUUACCUGGAUUUCUAGCUAAAGGUUCCAAAACCUGUAUUUGGAAACUGUUACAUCAUUUUGACAAAUAUUACACCAGUCUUCAGUGUAAUACUGCAAUGAAAUCACGUUCAAAAUUUCUUGUCUUAAAUCCUCUAUUUGGAGGGGUUUAUAAACUGAACAUAACUUGUAUGAAGUUUCUUUCUUGGAGCAAAUGCUCAUAUUAAAAUGAUUAAUAGACAUUUCAUCUAUCAGUUUGGGUUUCCCAAAAUUUUAUGAAAAAAUGAAUAUAGUCCGAAUGGACAACAACUUGUGCCAUAACAUGAUCUCAUUGCCUGUCAUGCAGUUCUUUGAACACAAAAUGUAAAACAGUCAAGCUAUUAAACUGAUUAAUUGUGCAUGCAGUGUACAAUACACUUUGAAAAACUGCCUAAAUACACUUAUUCUAUA